AUGGCAACAGCCGCAUUUUCUUCACUCCUUCAGCCAGAGAAACAAGAAGCGACUUCAGGAGAAGCUAUUCCAACUCCAAGCAGCUCCAGUGCUUGGCAAUCAUCAGGAUCUAUUGGUCCAUUUUUUGCUGUCAUCGUUAUUCUUACGAUUCUUGCUGUGCUCUCUUGCUACUUGACUCGCAUGUGUAAGCGGAGGGAACUUACUCCAUUGGAGAGUAUCAAAGGUAGAGGCUGUUUUGGAUGGAUGAAACGUCGCUGUCGAAAUUGUAUGGGAAGAGAUCUUGAAGUUGGAGGCGUUGGGGCUAAGGUUAUGGUUUGUGAUGGAGAGGAAAUUGAUUCUAAGGUUAAAGAUGGUGAUGUUCAAAUUUAA
Molecule: messenger RNA, 369 nt
Organism: Lathyrus sativus (Indian pea)
Lineage: Eukaryota; Viridiplantae; Streptophyta; Magnoliopsida; Fabales; Fabaceae
Source: the annotation of a GenBank genome assembly